UAUACACACUUGUUCAUAUGUGACCCAAAAUCAUAAUAAAAAACCAAUUCACAAAGUUCCUGAAAAUUUAACAAUCUGAUCCUGCAAGCCAGUACAAGCUAGCUGCUACAUAUCAUUCUCCAUGAUACACUCCAAACAUAGGCUUGGCAUUCAAAGCCAUUCAAGUCCGACUGCACAGCUUAUAGUUUCCUGAAUAGACCAAGCUAUUUCUCCCCUCUGGUAUGAAGCUUGCUCCCUCUGUCCUGAAUGUGCUUCCUGAAUGUGUUUUUGCUGUCUCCCACCAUUCACAACUACUCAUCUUUCAACUCAGUCCAGGGGCUGCUUUCAGGAGAGGGCCCUGCCCUCUGGAAAAGCUGAUCAGUCAUCCCUUUGUGCUUCCAUUUCUCUAUGAGGACACUGAAACAUUCUUCACUAUGGCUUUGCUGUGGUCUUGUCCCACUAGACUGCAGAUUACUAGAGAUCCUAGGCUGUCUUCACUGAUCUCCAAAUUCUAGGUGUGAAGUAUAUGGCGUGGCGCUUAGUGCUACUAUCAUUUGAUGACCUAUAAAUGAAUAAAUAAUAUGUAACCAAAGAGUGGUGUCUAUUACUAUCUUACUGUUUUUCUCUGGGAAGACAGGUGGUGGCUGAUGUAAGUGGCUGCAUUCAAGCUGGGGUCUAAGGGAUGGGCCUUCCAGAAAGAAGGAAUUGUAUUUCUUUUCCUUUAUUGGACAUUGGCUUGCGUUAUAAAUGUUUUAUCACUGUGUGUGGCCUUUUGGGUGGCUUGGAAGUAUUUGGAAGAAGGCUUCAAAUGUUACUAUUAACCUAAGGCUUAAAAAAAUGCUUUUUGAGGAAAUAUUCCAUUUUGAAAACCAUACUUGGUGCCUAGUGCUGAUUUUUUUUUUUUUUAAGUAAUAUUCCAUUUUGAAAAGUGGUAAUAGAUUUGAACAUACCUGGUGCUGGUAGGAUUUUAGUGAACUUCACAGAGCAAUGGAGUUUAUUUCCCUGGAGCAAAAACUGUUCUUUUGUUGUAUAAUUCAGGGAUAAUCACUUUUGCUUUGUAAUGCAGAGCAAAACAGUUGGAUUAACAGUUGUUCAAGAAAAACUCAAAUGCUAUUAUGGUGAGUAAUGGAAACAUUCCAUUUGUUAAGCAAACCAUAAUAUUGAACUGUUCUUACAAAUGUGAUGUAAUUUCUAAUUGUUGCUCAGCGAGACUGAAGAUAAUUCAGAGGCAAAUAGUGUUAACGCUUUACUUCUAACCCGUCUCUUUUUAUUAUGAUUUCAAACUCCUAAAACAUUCAUAUAUAUAGAUAUACAUACCUUAGAUAUGUGUGCACACACACACAACCUCUACCAAACCCUUGUCUAUUGAAAUCUGUCUACCCUUGUAAGACCUCUUGAAAAUGUCCACUUCUUUACAUUUUUUUUCAUUAGCUUAUUUCUCUUUAAAUCAUCUUGUGCAUUUUUAGACAAUGCUCUUAUGCGUGUGUGCGUGUGCGCGAGCUUGCGCACGCGCAUGCGUGUAAAAAGGUGGGUCAGUUCUGGGGUCAAAUCUAGUUCUGUUUUAUGAGGACUUAGGUUUUUGGGUUUUUUUUCACUCCUAGAAUGUGCUAAUGUGAGAUGUGCCAUUGUUUGGUUUUAUUUUGUAACCCGUUGAACCCACUGUGCUCAGGUGCUGUGGAUUCAGGGCAGAAGUUCCGGUUGUCCUCCAAUACUCUGUUUUUCUUCACUAUUACUAGAAUUUCAGCUAGGCACACGGUUGUCCUGAAUAGAUUACUCUACUUGAUCAAUUUUAUAAACCGCUAAGAAAUAAUACCUAAGACGGGGAAUCCAACAGCUCACGACUGCAUUAAAAUGGGAUACCAAGAUUUGGGAGAAGAAACUGAGAGACUUACUUUAUUCCAAGGAAAAUUCUGGAAGCCCAUUUAGGAGUGAUUUAAUACUGAAGUUCUAAGUGUUGGUUACAAAUCCAGCCUCGACGUUUCUCAAAGUUGUACGAAGCACUCAAGUGUGAGUUGGGCGUCUUUGCAGAGCGCUUCACCUCAGGUGAAACAAAUCCUGAGACGGCGCAAGCCGCACCCGCAGGCAGACCCGCCCAGGCGGCCGCUCUGGGCUGCGCAGGAAAACGCGGGGCAAGCGGCCCCGAGACCGCCCGGAACAGAGAGCCACAGAGCGGCCCGACCGAGCCUUCCCGCCCACGCGCUGCGCCCCCCCCCCCCCCCCCCGGGGGGCGCACAUGGAUCCCGCCCGAAGCAGCCCGGGUCGCCGGGCGGCGGCGCGAGAGCUACUGCGAGGGGCGGCCGCGGCCGCGAAGGGCCUUCGGGAAGAUCUGAGGGGCGCGGUGGUCCGACCCUGGAUCCCGAAGCAUGAGGGGCCCCGAGAGGAGGCGGCGGCGGGACACGAGAUCCUACUGCCAAAUGAGAGAAGCUUUCAGAAUGCUGCGAAAAGCAAUAAUUUGGAUCUUAUGGAGAAGCUGUUUGAAAAGAAGGUUAACAUUAAUGCUGUGAACAAUAUGAACCGCACAGCCCUGCAUUUUGCGGUGGGGGCAAAUCAUUUAUCCUCGGUGGAUUUCUUGCUUAAUCGCAAGGCCAGGGUGGAUGUUGCUGAUAAGCACGGCUUGACAGUAAUUCACCUUGCAGCCUGGUCUGGAAGUCUUGAGAUCAUGCUCAUGCUGGUUAGAGCUGGAGCAGACCAGAGAGCCAAGAAUCAGGAUGGAAUGAAUGCCCUCCACUUUGCAGCUCAGAACAAUAAUGUACGCAUUGUGGAGUACCUCAUUCAAGAUCUGCACUUGAAGGACCUGAACCAGCCCGAUGAGAAAGGAAGAAAACCAUUUCUUUGGGCAGCUGAGAGGGGCCACAUUGAAAUGAUAGAAAAACUUAUCUUCCUUAAUCUACAUACUUCAGAAAAAGACAAGGAGGGAAAUACUGCCCUGCACCUUGCAGCAAAGCAUGGUCACAGUCCUGCGGUCCAUGUGCUGCUAACCCAGCAGCAAGAAAUAAAUGAGAUCAAUGAGAAUGGAGAAACACCAUUCUUUCUGGCUGUUAAAGGAGGUCAUGAAGAAUGCAGCAAAGUGCUCCUGACAGCAGGAAGUGAUAUCAACAUUCCAAAUAAGCUCAACAUCAGUGCUUUGCAGAUAGCAACCCAGAACGGCCACACAUCCCUUGUGAGCUGUCUUCUCAGUAAGCAUGUUGACCUGUACCAGAAAGUGGAACCGAAGGAGUCCCCUCUUCAUUUAGCUGUUAUCCACAACCAUAUCACAGUUGUAAAGAGCUUACUAAGUGCACAGCAUGACAUUAACAUCUUAAAUCAGAGGCAGCAGACUCCUUUGCACCUAGCUGCUGAUCUUGGCCAUGUGGAACUGGUGGACACUUUGCUGAAGGCAGGCUGUGACCUGAAGGUCGUUGAUAAGCAAGGGAAGACUGCCCUGGCCAUGGCCUCCAGAAGCAACCACAGCCUUGUAGUGGACAUGAUCAUUAAAGCAGAGAGAUACUACGCCUGGAGAGAGGAGCAUGGUGAGAGCAUCAAGGACUCAUCAACCAGCUUUACUUUGACAUUCAAACAAGAUCACAGUCUGGAGACCAGGCAUAUUCGCAGUCUCCUCUGGAACCUGGCUUACCAUCAGCUAAAGGCCAAUGAGUGGCAGAAGCUUGCCCGUUCCUGGAACUUUACAGAUGACCAGAUCAGAGCCAUCGAGGAGCAGUGGUCAGGAAAGGGAAGUUUCCGUGAACACGGCCACAGGGCUUUGCUCAUCUGGCUGCACGGGACCCUGAUGACACAGGCCACUCCAGUCAAGCAUCUGUAUGAAGAGCUGGUACGUGCAGGUUUCCCAGAACUAGCUGAAAAGAUUCGUCAAUUCAAAAAUGAAACUGAUGGGAGGUCCAAGAAAUGUGCAGUUUCAUAAAUGCCUAAAGAAAUUGUAUUUAAUUGGUUUUCCACUCAGCAUUGCCUUUACAUUCAGUUCUUUAAUGCCAUAAAAUUCUAGCAGUAUUGACUGUCCUUUCAACUAUGAAGAUGGUGGUGACAGAUGAAAAAAUGGUAUUAGUA
Molecule: messenger RNA, 4020 nt
Organism: Lynx canadensis (Canada lynx)
Lineage: Eukaryota; Metazoa; Chordata; Mammalia; Carnivora; Felidae
Gene: ANKDD1B
Product: ankyrin repeat and death domain containing 1B
Exons: 15
Coding region: 2213-3877 (554 amino acids)
Biological process (GO): signal transduction
Molecular function (GO): protein binding
Source: RefSeq, a predicted model, not a curated record